AUGACACACGACAUUUUCAAGCCGCAUUGGUCGCGAUACCUUGGGCCCGAAUCUCCCGAUCCUCAAAAAUAUCGAUACCAGACUCACGACCGCUCUGUCUUCGCGUCGCCAUUUGGACCAUUCCCACCGGCCCCAGAAGACCUCAACAUUCACGAACUGUGCUUUCCACCGGGCAAUCCGCUGCCAGAAGACUACCCUCUCUUCAUAGACGCUGCCACAGAACAAGUCAUCACAUUGCAUCAAUUCUAUGCGCGUGUAUGUGCAUUAGCACGUGUUCUCAGGCAUGAUGGCCCAAAUCCACUUGGUCUGGGCAAGAGCCCAAGGCACGAUAAAGAAGAUGGCGAAAUCUUGGGUCUAUUUUCGCGCAACCAUCUAGACUAUCCUGGAGUAGCGCACGCUUGUUUCCGAUCAGAGUUGGUGUUUGGUGGCAUUAGUCCAGGCAGUACACCAUACGAGCUCUGGUGGGUGUUGCGCAAGAUGCAAAUUACAAGCAUCAUGUGCCAUGAAACGUUGUUACCUGUAUUACAGGAGGCGUUCAAGCUGGGCUCUGGAGACCGUGAUAAUCUACCACUGAAGCUUGUCCUGGACCCGAAGAAGGUGAUUGUGCUGAGCGACAACUCAAACUUGGAUGCAGUUGCCGGACAUCGAACCAUCGAAUCGCUCAUCCAUGAAGGCAUGGAGCUACCCGAAAGACCACGGAAAUUGCUUGGAGGUGACAGGAUGGCGUAUCUUUUCCAGUCUUCCGGUACUUCUGGCUUACCCAAGGCGAUGAUAAUUACCCACAAAAACGGGUAUCGUUCAGGCAUGCAGACAAUCAUCACAGCAGUACAAACAGCUCGAUACGCAGGCGUUGAGCCUUUGUCACCUCCGACACGCAUGCUAGGCGUCAUUCCCAUGUACCACUCUUAUGGCAUGCUUCUCUGGAUUCUGCGCAUCAACAUGCUGCAAAACACGAGCAUCAUGCUGCCCAAAUGGGACAUCGAGCUCGCACUCAAAAGCAUCCAGAAGUACAAGAUCACGCAUCUCCCACUCGUCCCACCUCUCGUACGACAACUCGCUCAAAGCGACCUGACAACAAAGUACGACCUCAGUUCAGUCAUUGGUGCUGCUAGUGGUGCUGCCUAUCUCCCGCCGGAUGUCGCAUACCAACUUGCGAAGAAACUGCCUCAAGGCGCAGGGAUGCCUGUUCCCAGUGGUUAUGGUCUUUCGGAAGCAGCUAGUAUUGCCAGUCCAGCCGCACCAGGAAUCUUUGGUCUCGAGCCUGCCUUACCGGGAACAAUCGGGUAUCUAUUACCGGGCAUGGAAGGUCGUGUUGUUGAUCUCGAUACACUGAAAGACGUACCCAAGGGCGAGAAAGGCGAGCUGUGGGUACGAGGUGCGGUUGUCACGCCAGGGUACUUCAAAGACCCAAAGGCAACGGCUGAAAUCUUCACCGAGCCGGAUUGGCUGCGUACAGGUGAUUUGGUAAUCCGCGAUGAUCAGGACCGCAUACAUUACCUUGACCGAUUGAAAGAGAUGAUCAAGGUUAAAGGCCUACAAGUUGCUGCAACUGAAGUUGAAGAUACGCUGCUCGAGCAUCCCGAAAGUCUGGUUCGCGAUGCUUGUGUAGCUGGUGUCGAUAACGGAAGAGGCGAUGGGUCGUUGUUCGUCCGAGCAUGGGUGGUACUGACAGGUGAGGGCAAGAAGCAGGGUAAGCAUACUGUAGCGACGAAAUUGGAUGAGUGGGUGCGAAGCAGACUCAGUAAGCACAAGUGGCUCACCGGAGGCAUUGAAGUUGUUGAAUCAGUAAGUCCGACUAGUUUGAAGAUGUAG
This is a messenger RNA of Parastagonospora nodorum SN15, 1812 nucleotides long. RefSeq lists its product as hypothetical. Lineage: Eukaryota; Fungi; Ascomycota; Dothideomycetes; Pleosporales; Phaeosphaeriaceae. Gene Ontology annotation, molecular function: CoA-ligase activity. The transcript has a single exon. Bases 1 to 1812 code for a protein of 603 amino acids. The record is from RefSeq and is a predicted model, not a curated record. Gene Ontology annotation, biological process: secondary metabolic process.